AGGAGGAAAGCCGAAAGGGAAAAAGAUUCCGCCUGACAGUGUUCAGUAUUCUAAUACAGUACAGCCGACUCAUCUAGCGACUCUGUGAAGUACAAAAAUAGCGCUGGAUGAGCUAUUUUUAUGCACGCUAUAUCCAGGCAUGUAGUACUUUCACUUGCAAAACAUGUGAAAUGCUUAAAUUAUGUAGUGAAACAUCAUGAUUAAUUGUAACUGAUAUAGCUCAUGAUACAAGAGUGCACACCUCUCCUGUGUGUUUUUCUCUCUGUUACUGGAGUGGUAAACUUAUUUACGAAAAGGACGAUAAAGUCAGUGGGAUUGGGGCACAGUUACGCCGUAAGAUCGGUCUUCAGCUUUAAAGAUCAGAAAGCUUUAACGCGGGACCGGAUAGAUGGACAACUCAGGAGGAAAUUUUUGUCUUUCUUGGCAUCGGAAUCAAUGUUGAAGUUGACUUGUACUGGAUAAAGACACAAGCGAAGAGACACCCGGGACAAAGGACUGAUUCCCAAGAUUUGUACGCGAAAUUGAACGGAUUCAUAAAAAUAGGAAAUGCUGCGGAAUAGCUGUGGACGAGCCGGUGUUAGAUUUCAUGAAUGUUUGGAAACCUCCAGGUAACGUCCGCAUUUCUCCGAAACAGGAAGCAUCCGCUCUCUGCGUCGACCAUGAGCCCCAGCGGACUCCUCCUACUCUGUCUGGUGUCACUGAUGACCUCAUGCCUUUGGGCAAUCAGCUUUCCUGAAGAUGACAUGCCCAUUGACUCUAUAGACUACCACUAUUCAAGACAGUAUCCAGUAUUCCGAGGACGGCCCAUUGGGAAUGAAUCUUUGCACAGGCUAGACUUUCAGUUGAUGACAAAAAUUCAAGACACACUUUUCAUUGCUGGCAGAGACCAGGUUUAUUUAGUAAGUCUACGAGAGUCCUACAGGAAUGAGAUUAUUCCCUAUAGGAAACUGACAUGGCGGUCAGGCCAAGCAGACCGAGAAACCUGUGCUAUGAAGGGCAAACACCGGGACGAGUGCCAUAAUUUCAUCAAAGUAUUAGUUCCCCGAAACGAAGACCUAGUGUUCAUCUGUGGCACAAAUGGCUUUAACCCUAUGUGCAGAUACUACAGGCUAGACAACCUGGAGUUUGAUGGCGAAGAAAUCAGUGGCUUGGCAAGAUGCCCAUUUGAUGCCAAGCAGACCAACGUUGCACUAUUUGCUGAUGGGAAGUUAUACUCGGCCACUGUGGCCGACUUCCUGGCCAGUGACGCAGUGAUCUACCGCAGCAUGGGGGACGGCUCGGCCCUCAGGACCAUCAAGUAUGACUCUAAGUGGUUAAAAGAACCACACUUCUUACACGCCGUAGACUAUGGGCAUUACGUUUACUUCUUCUUCAGAGAGAUAGCGACAGAGCACAACAGCCUGGGAAAGGCGGUCUUCUCCCGCGUGGCGCGCAUAUGCAAGAAUGACGUGGGUGGAUCCCAGCGAGUUCUGGAGAAGCACUGGACCUCCUUCAUGAAGGCCCGCCUGAAUUGCUCUGUCCCGGGAGAAUCUUUCUUCUACUUUGAUGUCCUGCAGUCCAUUACAGAUAUAAUAGAUAUAAAUGGGGUCCCCACGGUGGUUGGUGUCUUCACCACACAGCUGAACAGUAUCCCAGGAUCAGCAGUUUGUGCGUUUUCCAUGGCUGAUAUAGAGAAGGUCUUUCGGGGUAGAUUUAAAGAGCAGAAGACGCCUGACUCAGUCUGGACAGCUUUUCCUGAGGAGAGACUACCAAAGCCACGGCCAGGCUGUUGUGCGGGACGAGGGCCGGCUGAAGCUUACAAAUCCUCCAUCGACUUUCCAGACGAAACUCUGCUUUUCAUCAAAUCCCAUCCUUUGAUGGAUUCCGCUGUGCCGUCAGUCAGGGACGAGCCCUGGUUCACCAAAACCCGUGUCAGGUACAGGAUGACUGCUUUAGCAGUUGACAAUUCUGCUGGGCCCCAUCAUAACUACACCGUGGUUUUUAUCGGCUCCGAAGCUGGCAUCCUCCUGAAGGUCCUGGCGAAGUCCUCCACAUUCUCACUGAACAGCAGUGUGCUUCUGGAGGAGAUUGAUGUCUUCAACCGAGCAAAGUGCCUAUCAAACAGCGAGGAUGAUCGACGCAUUCUCUCUCUGCAUCUCGAUAAAGAGAACCAUGGCAUCUUUGUGGCUUUCUCCAGCUGCGUCAUCCGGCUGCCCCUUAGCCGCUGUGAACGCCACGGCUCAUGUCAUAAGUCUUGUAUCGCAUCGCGGGACCCCUACUGUGCUUGGAUGACUCAUGGCUCCUGUGAGAAGAUCCAGCCUGGUGGGCUCAGCUCAGGUUAUGAACAAGAUGUGGAGUAUGGCAAUACAGCACAGCUGGGUGACUGUCACGAAUUUUUGGCUACUACAUCUUCGCCAGAUUACAAAUCAUUUGGUGAUCCAACAUCUGACAUGGAGUUGGUUUCACCCUCAGUCACCUCUGUGGCAUCUGACCCCAUAGAAUCACCUCAGAUCAUUGCCACUCAGAAACCUGAACUGUUUGGUUCAAGGAAAUUCGUGCUUCGAGAUGACCCAGCCACUUCACAUUCUUUUGAAUCAUUACCAGGUGUCCUGCAGGGUAUAUGGGAGAUUCAGUCUGGGGAAUCAAACCAAAUGGUCCAUAUGAAUGUGUUGAUAACCUGUGUGUUCGCUGCCUUUCUGCUCGGGGCCUUCAUAGCUGGAAUGGUGGUGUACUGCUAUCGGGACGCUUUCCUACGGAAGCCCAGGAGGGUCCACAAAGACGCAGAGUCUGCCCAGUCCUGCACGGACUCAGCAGGCAGCUUUGCGAAACUUAACGGGCUGUUUGAUAGCCCUGUGAAGGAGUACCAGCAAAGUAUCGACUCCCCUAAACUUUACACAAACCUCUUGAGUAACGGAAAAGAUACGGCAACUGGCGACACAAAGACAAUUAUACUAAGUAGUCAGGGUCAACCCCCAGAACUGGCUGCCCUCCCGACCCCAGAAUCUACACCCGUUCUUCAGCAGAAGGGCCUGCAGCCAACAAAAAAUCAAUGGGACAAGGCCCACUGCAAGAUCAGCACACCUCGAAAAGACUCUGCAGCCAAAAGCCCCCAGUACUUCUCAUCCAGCCCGCCCAGCCACUCAGCUAUCGGGCAGGCCCACAUUCCCAGUGCAGUUGUUCUUCCUAACGCCACCCACAGCUACCAGGUCCUUUUCACCGGUGCAGAUGUGCCACACCCGGAGCGCAAAGUCCAACACGCCGAGCACGGUGCCAGCUCCAGGACCAGCCGGAAAGAGCACAGGCGCUCAGUGGAUGCAAGGAACACCCUGAAUGAACUCCUGAAGCACCUGAAUGAAAAUGAAGGCACUAACAUGAAAGCAAUUCUCGCAGACGUGCCCAAGUCUCGGCAGAACGCUGUGGAUGCCAUGAGUAUGACGGAGAUCCCUCCAAAAGUCCCCAGCAGAGAAGCAUCUCUGUACUCGCCAUCCUCAUCCCUCCCCCGGAAUAGUCCAACGAAACGGGUGGAUGUGCCCACCACGCCAACCAGCCCACCGGGACAAAUGAACACCUUAGAGAGACAGAGGGGUUACCAUCGGAGCUCGUCACAGAGGCACUCUAUAUCAGCACCUCCAAAAAGCAUGAACUCCAAUGGAGCUGCUGUGUCACGGCAGUCCAGUAUCAACAGGGGGGGUUAUAUGCCCCCCACACCUCCUUCCAGAUUGGACUCGCAUGCUGCAACGGUAGCGGCCCACCCUCAGCCCUCUGUGUCUAGACAGAGCAGCUACAAUGGGCAGGGCUCUCUGCCCCAAAUGGGGGUCAAAAGGACCCCAUCUUUAAAACCAGACGUUCCUCCAAAGCCCAGUGGUUUUGUGCAACAGACUACACAGACGAGAGCUGUGCACAAAUACAGCUACUGAGGACCACUAGACGAUUCCUUGCAUUCUAAAGAAUGACGGAUGUUAUAAUACGGACCUAAACAGGGUUGUCCUAAUGUCGCUGGGACACCCAACCGACCUGGAGUAUUUGAAAAGGGAAUAUUUUACCAGUGGCUGAGAAAGGUACUUUCCAGCAGUACUACUUGUUUUUGUUUUGUUGAACAUCUCUUGAAACAUACACCUUACGGCGUAUUAGAGGUUUUCCUUAAGAGCUUCAGGACAUGUAUGGUCGUGGCAUCUGUCACACCGCUGUGUCUGGGAGGAGAACACGCUGCAUGGAGGAACCAGACCAAUAGCUUCCUGCAGCUUCGCCAUUCCCAGGUCGGAGAUUCGCAACAUGGAUAUACUUGAAGAAUGGGUUCCAUUACACUGCCACUGAGCACUGUCUUCCCAUUAAAAUGUGAACUUUGCUAAAUGAGAAAAGACGUACGGCUUAGUCAAGUGCCCCAGGAGAAAAGGUGAAGAUCUAAUGUAAUGCUGUACAUAAAAGUAUGACCUUGUCUUAGAGAUGUACCUGUGGAGUACUGACAGAUGCUGAAUUUUGGACAUAACUUAAUGAGCAGAUUCUUAUCCACAUUUUAAAGCACUCAGAAAAUAAGAGGCACUUAUGCUAUUGGAUGUGCAGUCAGUCAAAAAGGGAACAACUUGUAGCUGCCAGGCAAAGCUGCUGCCCAAGGUGUAUUACAAUAAACGCACUUGCUGCUAUGUGUUUCAGACUAGGGAGCAUUUCUCAUGCUUAUUUCUGACUUGUGUUGUUUGCUUUUUGGCUUUUCGAAGCAGUCUCUAAAGUGGAGGCUUUGAUGCCAAAUUAAAUGAACGUUUAUGCACCUUCCAUCUUGGGUGUCCAUGGUGGCCGGAGGAGCGGGCUAAUGUAGCAAAAUUAAUGUGUCAUCUUAGACACAAAGGCAGGUGAUGAUUCAUUAGGGAACAACUAUAGGAACAUGUAGGAUGGAAGGGUUUCUAGUAACCUGUUUGAACAUUGCCUUUGAAUUCAUUAGUUAUGAAUUAUGAGCACUGGUAACAAUCCUUGAGGAGCAUAACACUGUAGCUAUGCAUGCCAAGUUACAACUCUCCCCAAGUUUUCCCAUUUCUCAUGCAACACUGCAAAAAAAAGAUAGGUCUCUAAUCAUUCAACUGCAUUUUUUUUAAUUUUAUUUUUAAUUUUAUUUUUUUUACAUACAAGUGUUCUAUACACGAUCAGAAUGAACUGCUAACAAUUACCCUGUGUAAGGUUAUUGUGCAAUCACAAAAAAAAUAACCAACUUAUCCUAAAGAGUCAUGCCGGUAAUGACCAUUUUGUGCGUGUAUAAAUAUAUGUAUAUAUAAUAUAAAUAUUUUUUGGCAAGUUUACCUGGAUCUGUGCAUUUUGUGCCUUAUUCAAUGAAUAACCAUGGAUAUUGGAUUUCUCACGAAGAUCAAAGGGUCUAGUAUUCCUACUGGGUCUGUUUUGCCAGAGAUGUGAGGUGUGUCAGGACCAGUCCAAACCCCAUCCUGGAGUUAUUAAAAACAGAAAAAAAACAUUAAUUGACAAACAUUCCAUUUCAGGACAAAAACCGGUUAGCCUAAAGAUCUGCAUACUAUUUCACUAGUUUCCUCUGCUUUCAAAAAUGUUUUUUUGUGUAUUAAGUCUGUUCUUCAAGACAGUGCUAAUUUGCAACACUAAAGUGCCAUGCAUUAAACAUGUUAUGAUAACAGGAUGGAAGAUAGACUUGUUCCCAACUCACCCCAGGCUGUUAACCCUUAAAUUUGCCAUAUAUAUUGGGAAAUGUUCUUUCAAAUUAAAAUGUUUGCUUCAACUGAUAUUCAAGUUUCAGUUCAACUGCAAAAAAUCAGUUUUGGUUCUCUAAUACAAGAAUAACGAUCAAGUGAAAAAUUUCAGAGAGAUAACAUGGCUGAAAAGGAAUAUUUCAUUGAUGUGUUGCAGGGAUAAACAGACCAAUUCCAACAGUGGAAAUUAUUCCACUUGGAUACACAUAACCUUAGCAGUUUUUUAAAGGAAUGUUCAAACUUAAACAAUGUUCCUAAAAUUUCAUUAUGUUGUACUUCAAGAGAGAUUGGUUUGUCUAUAUAAGCCCAAAGGUACAUUUUGUUUACAACAAACGACUAAUUAAUAAUUGCCUAUUCUUUCAAUUCAGCUAUCACCAUCUGCUGAUCAGUUUUUGUACACAGUGAGUGCUGUACACGUAUUCCAUUCCCAGAACUUCUGUAAUGUUGAGCUGCCUUGUAUUUUGCAGUAUGGAUUCCAUAUGUUGCAGUUUGAUUUCUCCAAACCUUUACAUUUCAUUCACAAUGCCGCUUUUGUGUGCAGAUAAACCAGUUGUCAGUUUAAUUUCUAAUACUGUCUAAAUUGGCAGAUGAGAUAAAGUUGUAUGUUUUGCAGAGUAUUUUAAUGUGUAGAUAUGUUGUAAACCUGUACUGUGAAUGUGUAAAUAAUUAUGUUCAUUGAUUUUUUUUUAACACAGCAUGUAUAGUUGAAAUAAAACACUACUGCACAUAA
Messenger RNA from Paramormyrops kingsleyae, 6411 nucleotides. It is a transcript of the gene sema6d, whose product is annotated as semaphorin 6D. Gene Ontology annotation, molecular function: semaphorin receptor binding; chemorepellent activity. Gene Ontology annotation, biological process: semaphorin-plexin signaling pathway; axon guidance; neural crest cell migration. The record is from RefSeq and is a predicted model, not a curated record. Lineage: Eukaryota; Metazoa; Chordata; Actinopteri; Osteoglossiformes; Mormyridae. Gene Ontology annotation, cellular component: plasma membrane.